This is a messenger RNA of Fulvia fulva, 468 nucleotides long. RefSeq lists its product as uncharacterized. The record is from RefSeq and is a predicted model, not a curated record. The transcript has a single exon. Lineage: Eukaryota; Fungi; Ascomycota; Dothideomycetes; Mycosphaerellales; Mycosphaerellaceae. The coding region runs from base 1 to 468 and encodes 155 amino acids.
AUGCCUACCGCCGUGCAGAAGUCACGCACAUCACGUGACAAGAUGAAGCCGCCUGCUGCUCGAAAGCCCGCCUUGUGUGCGACACAUUCAGCUCUCUAUCAGCAACCGCAGAAUAUGAAGGCUUUACCACCGCUGCCUCUGGCGAAGCUCUUCUCUGAUGCUGGCCUCGGCAAAUCUGAUGCUUGGCAGUUGAGAGCACCCAAGAAAGUCGACCCUGUCCUCACACUGUCGUACGAGGAACGAUUGCACUUCUCUCAGCAAGUCAAAGAUCCUCGUAGGAUUACAUCUGAACACCCUGCCGUGGAUGAUCCGAAGGUCAGGUUUCUGAAGACGGAUCUGGAGUCAACUGCGCCCAGUGUGAUCAGCCCUACCUUCAUGAUUGGGUUACCAUGUGGGGAGCUUAUCGAGGCAGCGCACGUGUAUCAUGACGAUCGGAUCAAAAAGCAGAGAGACUCUGUCACGGAGUAA